UUCCAUUUGUCGUGGUCAACAAAUUUGAUUUUCGGUCUUUGGUUUAAAUACGGGUGCUUUGUUUUUGUUUUCAAUGUAUGGCAGUGCAAUAAAAAUGUAAGCGAGCAGAACGUCAGCUAAAGAUGCCCGUGAGAGAUACCUCCCUGAACACCCCACAUGUAGAGAAAACAUCAACCAAGGCUGUCUCUGCUAUCAGGAAUUGGUGGAAUACCUUCCACUUGGACAAAUCAGACACCAAUAACUCCAACACUGAAGAAGACGAGGAGGAAUUAGCAGAAAGAAGGCAGAUGUCCAGAAACCUUAACCAGACUCUGCGGACCAGGCAGCUGCUCAUAGAUUUUGAUGGUGGCAGACCAAUUUUGAGUCUCAGGGCACCACUGGAACUGGUUAACUUUCCAUCUAUCUCCCGUCCCCGUUGGCCCAUAGAGUGUGAGGUCAUCAGCGACAUUAUCCAUCAUAUAGAAUGGGACCCCCCAGAGCCAGAGCCUUUUUAUCAGGCAACAGGACAUGAGAGGACACCGAUGCCAGUCGGAGAGCAGCGAGGGAAAGUGGUGUACUGCAUUGACCAUGCCACCAAGCGCCCCUAUUUCACCUGUUCUCGUGUCGGAGGGAGCAGGGGGUCCAUUAAGAGUGCCACAUCAUAUGACAUCAAUCAGACAGACUUCACCCUCGAAUUUGAAUCACGCUUUGAGAGUGGGAACCUUCAGAAAGCCGUGCAAGUGGGUGUUUAUGAUUAUGAGCUCACCUUGCAAACAGACAUGUACACCAGAAAGCACACGCAGUGGUUCUACUUCAGGGUCAGGAACAUGAAGGCUGGAGUGACCUACCGCUUCACUAUCAUCAACUUGAUGAAGAGCAGCAGCUUGUAUUCUCUGGGUAUGAGACCACUCCUCUACUCUGAGAGGGCUGCCAAGGAGAAAGGUGUUGGAUGGCAACGCAUCGGCUCCAACAUCAGAUACUACCGUAACUGCAAUCAGGACAACAACAGCGACACCAUCGCCCUGUUCUCACUCACCUGGACUCUCCAGUUCCCAUAUGACUCAGACACCUGCUACCUGGCCCACUGCUACCCCUACACCUAUUCACACCUGCAGCACUACCUUAAGCAUAUUUCUUCCAAACCUGCAGUUGCAUCAUACUGUAAAUUACGGGUCCUGUGCCACAGCCUUGCUGGGAAUGCUGUGUAUGUGGUGACAAUAACGUCUCAGGGGGUUGGCAGGGUGGAGGGCAGGAGCAAGAAGGCUGUGGUGGUGACGGCCCGAGUGCACCCUGGAGAAACCAACGGGUCGUGGAUGAUGGAGGGGUUGUUGGACUUCUUGCUUGGGGACUCGGAAGAUGCUCAGCUACUCAGGGAGACUUUUGUUUUCAAGGUGGUGCCCAUGCUGAACCCCGAUGGUGUGGUGGUGGGGAAUUACCGCUGCUCUCUGGCGGGCAGGGACCUCAACAGAAAUUAUAAGACAUUGCUCAGAGAUUCCUUUCCCUGUGUGUGGCACACCCGAAACUUGGUGGAAAGGCUGAUGGCUGAGACGGAUGUAGUUCUUUACUGUGACUUUCAUGGCCACAACCGCAAAAACAAUGUCUUCAUGUACGGUUGUAACAACCAAGGUGAUGCUUCUCUGAAGCUUCAGGAGAGAGUCUUCCCACUAAUGAUGAGCAAGAAUGCCAGUAACAAGUUCUCAUUCAAGAGCUGUAAAUUCAGGGUGCAGAAGAGCAAAGAGGGAACAGGACGAAUCGCCAUGUGGAAACUUGGCAUCAGAAACAGCUAUACUAUGGAGGCCACCUUUGGAGGCUCCACUCUAGGUGACAGAAGAGGAACACAUUUUACUACUCGAGACCUGAAGUCCCUGGGCUUUUAUUUUUGUGACACCUUGCUAGACUAUUGUGAUCCCGAUCCAACAAAGACCACUUACUGUCUGUCAGAGCUGGCAGCGAUGUUGAGAAAGGAAGUCAGAGAGAGGCUGGGCAAAGAUCUGGGCACUGACUGUAACUUCUCUGUGUCUGACCUGGAAACGAGCACCAGUGGUUCAAAUAGUUCAGAUUCAGAUGGACUCCCAGUUCAUUUACUGAACCAGCCACAAACUCUCCAUCCAGAGCAAUCUCCAAUGAAGAAGAAAAAGAGACGCUUAAGGAGUCAUAAAGAGAGGAACAGGCUGCGACCAGAGAGAGUGAAGAACACAGAGCCAAAGGAGUCCAGCCUGCCACAUGAGAACACAGUUAAAGAGAGCAUCCCAGAGAGGAUUGGAAGGCACAGGAGAAAAUGGCAGGUAAAUAGUCUGAUGAAAAAAGCUGUGAUUCCUCCUUCCACCACUCACUCUGGCGAGGUUAGUCAGGUGACUCUGUGGCAGGGCUGCGAACCUGUCAAGGACGACUCUCUGGAAAACAUGAGGGCCGCAUACCUGCAUCGCAGGGCAUGUCAUCUCACAGCUGGGUCAACUCACACAGAUGACCUGGGGAUGGAUACAGGACACUGGAGAUGUUCAUCUCAGCUACUGCACCUAAGUGCUCUUAUUCCACCUUCACCGAAUGUCAUAAAUCCCAUCCACCAACAGCAUCACUACCCCCAACAACCCUUUGUCUCCUAUAAAGUCUACAGAGGGCAUCCAUCUUCCCUUAGAACAUCCCACAGGUCAUCCAUGUGCUUUAAGAUGGUUCCAGACAUUAUUCCAACAAAGCGCCUGCUGUCAAGCGUCACCAAUGACAACUUCAACAGCCGGUAUAUUUACAGAGACAGAAAUUCUUUACGGGUCUCAGAACGUUACUUUGUGCCUGAGGAGUCCUCCACCUCACACGCAGAUACAACCAAGACCAAACGGCAGAAUGGGGAACAGGAAGAUGAUCCCGCAGUGGGUUUGACCCUGUUGAGAUGUAUACCGCUUGGAGAGCAGAACCAGAGAGAUCUCACCCACAACAUCCCCGUGAGAGAAACGAAAUCACACAGCAAAUUAUUUGUGCCUGUGCAAAGGGCCACAGACCAAGGAGGAAAAAGACUUGGCAAAGAGACUUGUGAAGACAAAAGGCAUAUGGGUGUUUUACCCCCUGUGUCAAAGCCUUCAGGUAUGACAAUGGAACUUCCACAUCCACACAGUGACACCCUGAGGAGGCUUCAGGCGAAAGGCAUCAGGCACCAUCACUUUGGUAGAGAAAGCCAAAUAAGAAUGGAUCCACAAGAGGCAAUGGUCACAAGACCAUCGCAGUCUGCCCCAAUGUAGGGAGCAACAUUUAGAAUCUGGGAACUACAGGUUGAUUUUUAUUCUCUGUUCUCUGGCCAGUGAUGAGAAUUUCCACUCAUGAGUGAAGAGGAUUAUAUUUUUUGCUAGAAUUUCAACAGGUGUGUGAAACAACAGAUAUGCGGGGAUAACACUGCUGUUACCUCGUUUAUACAGACCUCAUGACGCAGGUCAAACUUGUGUUGUAUGGACAGAAGGAGUUAAGUCAAAUCCCAAGUAAUAAUUACUAUCCAUUGGCAAUCUUUGUUUAAUGUUUAAUUAUAUGUCCUCUUUAAAUAUUGAUAAAAAUUGAUAUUAACUAU
Molecule: messenger RNA, 3529 nt
Organism: Seriola dumerili (greater amberjack)
Lineage: Eukaryota; Metazoa; Chordata; Actinopteri; Carangiformes; Carangidae
Gene: agbl2
Product: cytosolic carboxypeptidase 2-like
Exons: 23
Coding region: 123-3209 (1028 amino acids)
Biological process (GO): proteolysis
Molecular function (GO): metallocarboxypeptidase activity; zinc ion binding
Source: RefSeq, a predicted model, not a curated record